GCCACUGACUUGACACCAUCCCCUUCAUUUUCACACACACAACACGUACGCACUAAUUUGCCCUAGCUCAACAGCCAUGACAAAGGACGUCGAAUACGCGGCGGAGCCGGCGCCGGAGUUCUCGGCCAAGGACUACCACGAUCCGCCGCCGGCGCCGCUCGUCGACUUCGAGGAGCUGACCAAAUGGUCCUUCUACAGAGCGGUGAUCGCCGAGUUCAUCGCCACGCUGCUCUUCCUGUACGUCACCGUUCUCACCGUAAUCGGCUAUAAGCACCAGAGCGACACCACGGACGGCGGUGACGACUGCGGCGGCGUUGGCAUCCUCGGCAUCGCCUGGGCCUUCGGCGGCAUGAUCUUCAUCCUCGUCUACUGCACCGCCGGCAUCUCCGGAGGGCACAUUAAUCCGGCGGUGACGUUCGGGCUGUUUUUGGCGCGGAAGGUGUCGCUGAUUAGGGCGGUGAUGUAUAUGGUGGCGCAGAGUUUGGGGGCGAUCUGCGGCGUAGGGUUGGUGAAGGCUUUCCAGAAAUCGUACUACAACAAAUACGGCGGCGGCGCAAACGAGCUCGCCGACGGCUACAACAAGGGCGUCGGCUUGGGCGCAGAGAUUAUUGGCACCUUCGUUUUGGUGUACACUGUUUUCUCCGCCACUGAUCCUAAGAGAAGUGCACGAGACUCCCAUGUUCCUGUGUUGGCGCCACUUCCCAUCGGAUUCGCGGUGUUCAUGGUCCACCUGGCCACCAUCCCCAUCACCGGCACCGGCAUCAACCCAGCCCGGAGUUUCGGCGCCGCUGUCAUCUACAACCAGGAAAAGGCCUGGGAUGACCAGUGGAUUUUCUGGGUUGGACCAUUCAUCGGAGCCGCCAUUGCUGCAUUCUACCACCAAUUUAUAUUGAGGGCAGCAGCCAUUAAAGCUCUGGGAUCUUUCAGAAGCAAUGCAUGAGAAAUAUAUACGUGGGAUUAAUUGAUGAGCGGAAUAAUGAAUUAUUGGGGGAGAAAAUUCCAUCAAAUUGUAUAUAUCCAUUCCUGUUGUCUUUUUGAAAUUCCCUCUCUUGUAAUUUUUUUUGCUUCCUUGAAUCCAAGAUUUGUUGUUGCAUUUUCCCAUUUGGAUCUUUAAUGAAUAUUUUUUUUCUUAAAAAUAAA
Molecule: messenger RNA, 1140 nt
Organism: Salvia miltiorrhiza (redroot sage)
Lineage: Eukaryota; Viridiplantae; Streptophyta; Magnoliopsida; Lamiales; Lamiaceae
Product: probable aquaporin PIP2-2
Exons: 4
Coding region: 77-940 (287 amino acids)
Biological process (GO): transmembrane transport
Cellular component (GO): plasma membrane
Molecular function (GO): water channel activity
Source: RefSeq, a predicted model, not a curated record